AUGGAAAACAGAUUGAGUUCCCGGAUCUCUCGCAUGUUCCGGGGAUCAUUCGGAUCCUCCUGCCGCACCCGGAAUCAAUCCGACGUCGUGGAGAAAUCCCCCUUCCUCCCUCACCAGCAAACUGCCAACAACGAUGAAACCGGCUCUGUUUCGUCGCUAAAGGCUCGACCUUUCCCGACCAUAUGCAGAGCAGCAACCUGUCCUGAAACCGCCAGUCAAGUGAUCAAUCACUGUACCAUUCCUUCCAGAAGAAAGGAAUCCCACCGCCGACGAUACCCUCCUCUCGUUCCGAACUCCGGCAAAGGGAACGGGUUCCCUCCGGCGUCCCCUGCUUCUCCCCUGACCCGGUCUUACUACCAGAAAAAACAGAGUACCCAAAAACAGAGGGUGGAAAGCAAGAAGAAGAAGAAGAAGAAAAAGGCCACAGCCCAGAAGCGGGAAACGAGUUCUCUUUUCAGUUCUUCAUCUCUCGACAGCGCCUAUUUCGCCGGAAGUUACUAUUGGUUCAGCAGCGACUGCGAAGGAGGAAAAGGCGAAGAAUCCGAUACUCUGUUUUUCUCCUCCAGAAGCCUCUCCUCCGAUUCGUCGGCUCUCUCUGCCAGCCGACGGCACCGCCGGCGGAAACCUCGCCGCCGUGAAAAUCAUGAUUCCGGUGGUGACAAAAGGGGGAUGCUGCCGAUGGACGGGAAAGUGAAGGGGAGCUUUGCAGUGGUGAAAAGCUCGAGCGAUCCUUACAACGAUUUCAGGACUUCAAUGGUGGAGAUGAUCAUCGAGAAGCAGAUAUUCGGUGCCAAGGAUUUGGAGCAGCUGCUGCAGUGUUUCUUGUCUCUGAACGCCGGUCAUCACCACAGGAUCAUCGUCGAGGUUUUCACCGAGAUUUGGGAGGCACUCUUCUCCACCUGGUCGUGA
Molecule: messenger RNA, 909 nt
Organism: Linum tenue
Lineage: Eukaryota; Viridiplantae; Streptophyta; Magnoliopsida; Malpighiales; Linaceae
Source: the annotation of a GenBank genome assembly